Messenger RNA from Batrachochytrium dendrobatidis JAM81, 1050 nucleotides. RefSeq names its product DNA-directed RNA polymerase core subunit RPC40. Gene Ontology annotation, biological process: DNA-templated transcription. The record is from RefSeq and is a predicted model, not a curated record. NCBI's taxonomy places the organism in Eukaryota, Fungi, Chytridiomycota, Chytridiomycetes, Rhizophydiales. Bases 5 to 1033 code for a protein of 342 amino acids. The transcript is spliced from 7 exons. Gene Ontology annotation, cellular component: RNA polymerase I complex; RNA polymerase III complex. Gene Ontology annotation, molecular function: protein dimerization activity.
AUUGAUGCGAACAAGAGUGGUUCUCACUGAAGACUUUGUUGCUAAUGUCUCUGGAAUGGAUUUCCCUCACACAUUUCCUGGAAUCGAUCUUUCUUGGAAUUUAGAAAAGUUUAAAGAGAAAUUCAAUAUUGUAAUCGAUUACAUUGGCAAGGAUAGCAUGGAGUUUGAUCUCAUUGGUCUUGAUGCUUCUAUUUCAAAUGCAUUUCGAAGAAUCUUGAUUGGAGAGGUUGCUACGAUGGCGAUUGAAAAUGUUUACAUUAUGAACAACACGGGUGUGAUGCACGACGAGGUGCUUGCUCAAAGACUUGGUCUUAUUCCAAUUAAUUCAGAUCCUCGACUUUUUGAUUUCCGUGAAGGAUCUGAUGAUCCACCAACGGAUUUAAACACACUUGUUUUCCGUUUAAAUAUCAAAUGCACUCGUAAUCCACACGCAUCUGCAUCUGAAAUCAAUCCAUCCAACAAGUAUAUUGAUUCAGAUGUUCUUUCAAAACAUCUUAUUUGGGAGCCACAGGGUGAUCAAGUUGAAAAAUUCAAAGACAGUCCAAUCCGCCCAUACUAUGAUGAUAUUCUGAUUACAAAACUGCGUCCUGGUCAAGAGAUUGAGGCUGAACUUCAUUGUCAAAAAGGAAUUGGAAAAGAGCAUGCCAAAUGGUCUCCAGUUGCUACGGCAUCGUAUAGAUUGUUGCCAGAUAUUCAAAUACUCAAGCCAAUUACAGGAAAGGAUGCAGAAAAGUUCAAGAACUGUUUUCCAGAAGGAACAGUCAAGAUUGUACAAAAAAAUGGAGUUGGACACGCAGAGAUUGCCAAUCCUCGUAAAGAUACUGCUAGUCGUGAAGUCUUGCGUCAUGCCGAGUUUCUAGACAAGGUUCGAUUGACUCGUGUUCGAGAUCACUUUAUAUUCAGCAUCGAAUCAACAGGUGCGCUUCCACCACAACUUCUGUUCCAAGAGGCUUCUCAGAUCCUUAUUGAAAAGUGUCUUAAUAUCAAGCAGGCUCUUAUUGCAAUGGGAUUACCACCAACAGCAUCUGAAUAAAAGCAAUACCAAACGAU